Molecule: messenger RNA, 564 nt
Organism: Ostreococcus lucimarinus CCE9901
Lineage: Eukaryota; Viridiplantae; Chlorophyta; Mamiellophyceae; Mamiellales; Bathycoccaceae
Exons: 1
Coding region: 1-564 (187 amino acids)
Source: RefSeq, a predicted model, not a curated record
AUGUUUCGAGGACGCGCGCGCGCGCUGACGGCGCGCGUCGAGCGCGCGAUCGCGGCGAUCGCGACGCCGGCGACGACGUCGCGGAGCGGCGGCGCGCGCGAGGCGACGCGGAGGCUCGCGUCGACGACGGCGCGCGAGGACGACGGGGGGCGGGACGACGACUGGCUCGCGGCGAGGAAACGGUGGAAGGCGGAGGUGAACGAGAUGCGCAAAGCGUGGAGACGCGAGUUCGACGAGAAGAGCGCGGAGAAGGCGAAAGCGGAGGAAGUCGCGCGCGCGGAGGUGGCGGAAGCGAAGGCGGAGCGAUUGGCGGAGAAGGCGCGAGCGCGCGCGGCGAGGGCGGGCGCGAGCGCGAGGACGCUGGAGGAACUGAAGCGCGAGAAGGAUAGGAAGAUGCGCGUGAUAGCGGGACGGAGAUAUCAGCGCGCGCACGCGAUGUCGCUCAGACGGCAAGCGCGCGAGGUUGAUCUGUUGAAGCAGUCGAGGGAUUGGAUAGACACGCCCGAGGCGUUGGAGGCGAGCAUCGAACGCGCGAUGGCGCACCCGGAGCGAUUGUUCAAGUGA